AUGUGGCACGAUCGCAUCGUUUAUUAUCGUGAUUUUGCGUACAACCGCCAACGAGCGCGCAUGGCGAACGGCAGCAUCGGCGAUGUACCCGCCGCGACAUUUGCUGAGUAUGUAGAUGACCCUUUCCUAGAGACUCCAGACAGUGCAGACGCUUCAGAGUCGUCCACGAUUGAACAGGAAGAGGAUUUGCGCGAUGCGCCGCCUACCGCGCCGAGUCAAUUGGGGCUGGCGCAAAAGGCAGAGUCUCCUGCACGAUGUCUCGCGCUGCGGCCUGGGUUGGCGCAUCGGCUCUAUUCACACCAUCUGCAUGUGCGCGCAAAAGCUAAGCUGCAACGCGACAGGUUGCUAUCCGGCCCGAUGAUCGACAUCUAUGUUGGCGAGGCCAAGCGCCACUGGUCCCUACACCGCAACCUGCUAUGCCACCAUUCCGAGAUACUCGAGACGGAACUGGAGGGGGAUGGAAAUGGCAGCAGGAGGAAAGAUAAACUCGAACUCUACGAAUACGAUCCAGCCGGUUUUGAGCUACUGGUCAAGUGGCUCUACCAGGGCAAGCUUGACGACGUGUCAGAUAUGGUCGACGCGAAUCAGAAGUAUGAAUACGCCGUAAGCUGCCACAAGCUGUAUCUUCUGUGCGAUCGCUUGGACAUGCCUCAGUUGAAGAACGUUGCCAUGGACCAGUACAGGAAGGGGCUUAAUCAGGCUGAGCUUGUGCCCGAUGCCGACGAGAUUGAUGAAAUCUAUCGCAAGAGUCCAGUAGGGUCGCCCUUUCGCAAGCUGAUGACACGGAUUGCCGCACGGCAGAUCAUGGACCCUGGUAAUGAGCGCGACGUUGAGACGUACCGCCAAUGCUUCGACAAGAGCCCGGACUUCGCAAUCGAACUCGUCAAAGCAAUACGGAGUGAAAGUGGCGGCAUGUUAUUCGACGAUCCUACUGAACUGAAGAACCCAUGCGAUUACCAUGAUCAUGAGGACGGCCCUAAUUGUCAUGUCAAGGGCAAGGGCAGAGUCAAGCAUAGUAAGUUUACAACCCUCUCCAAAACCACAAACGAAUGCUACCCGCAAGACUCCAGCGCCCCUUACCGCCCCAUCAUCAACCAAAUCAACCCACUCCACAAACUCCGCCCUGCCUCCCCACCCUCUCCCCCCGCCUCCAAAAACGCCUCGCCAGCUUCCUCCUCGCCAAGCUCGCCUUCAAGACCGGGCAAGCGUGGGUCCGCUGCGCCGUCGCCUGACCAGUCCGGCGAUCUCAACAGUUGGUACUUCACCGGAAACGGCGAUGGCAAGUCUGCCGCCCAAUCUGGACGCCGCGAAGGACAGGGAGAAGUGGCGGAAGAUGCCGUCGCUGGAGCACAGGAAGAUACUCGAUUCGACGGAGACGCAGUCACACCUAGUCCCAGUGAGAGGAGGGAGACGAUUGAGGAAGAAGAGGGCGAAGAGCAGCAGACGCCGUCGAGAAGAGGACUUUGGGAGUGGGCGAGAAAUGGCUCGGCGAGACUUGAUCUCAUCGGGCGCAUACCGCGUCCUGAAUGGCGAGGCCCGGUCUUCAUACGCAACCGGGACACCGUUGAGACGCAGGACGACUUCAGCGUUCCUUCAAGCACCGCGACGGAGCCCGACAAUGUCACAUCCCCUUCCUUCGCGCAAACCAAACAAUCUUCCGACGACUUGAUUGCAACUGCCUCGAGUACGGGCAGUCCGGCGUGGCAGCAGAAUGUAGAUGGGGCUGGGGAGGCGUGCACGCCAUCAAAAGACAGCGCAAUUUCGACGCCAGAUACGCCGACGCCUCAGCAGCGCAGGAAGGAACAGUCGCCGACGAGUAACGGCGUACAUGCUGCAGACACACCCACCAAAACACCUGCGUCCGCACUCGAUCCCGACGUACAAAAUCGCACUCGCGCCGAAUCUUCUUUCGUCGGCUAG
This is a messenger RNA of Parastagonospora nodorum SN15, 1920 nucleotides long. RefSeq lists its product as hypothetical. The record is from RefSeq and is a predicted model, not a curated record. NCBI's taxonomy places the organism in Eukaryota, Fungi, Ascomycota, Dothideomycetes, Pleosporales, Phaeosphaeriaceae. Gene Ontology annotation, molecular function: protein binding. Bases 1 to 1920 code for a protein of 639 amino acids. The transcript is spliced from 4 exons.